AUGUACAUGCGUAGGAUCAAAGAGGUAGCUAUGACGAGAUGCAGUGGUAAGAUGCAACCAGGGUGGUUGAAUUGGCUUACCUUUGUGCAGCCGGUACAUACAGACACGACGACAUCUGCCGACAUGGCCACACUGCAAGCCACCGAUAGACGUGGUGUAGCGAGGUGGGAGGAGCUAGGUGCUGGCGUUGGGCGCCGGGAAUCUUUUGUACCAUGGCUCGGAUCAUACUUAAUCAUGGCGAGGUACAAGGCAGUAUACAAGAGCAGUACAUGCCUGUUGCGCGCCGGGGCAGUGGGAUGUAUGGGAUCGACGGCGGAAAUUUCUCCUGGCUGGUGCGACCACCGAUCGAGUCGUGACAGCGUUGUGGGACUGGCACGCGAAUUGCUACAGGGCUACAGGGCUCAGGGAACACCGGAUCGGACGAGGUCUCGGUUUGUGCAGCCCAAAGGGUGGCCCACGACGCUGCUGGAUUGGGCGCCAGUCCAAGACACCCAAGGAGAUCACCAGGGUGCUAAUGGAUUACCGAGGAUGCUAACACACAUGGACUAUGACCAUAUGUACGCCUGCCAGUGGGGAGAGUUUGCGCAGGCCCCGGGACAAAGCAUGUUUGGUCUGGCUGUGGACGAGCGAGCGUGGACAAGGGACUACAAUAAGUAUAUGGUAACCUGCCGUGGUGACAUGUCUGUGUGUAGACCGAAUCAAGACGUGCGUGAAACGCUGGCAGAGACGAGUUUGUAA
Molecule: messenger RNA, 738 nt
Organism: Bipolaris maydis ATCC 48331
Lineage: Eukaryota; Fungi; Ascomycota; Dothideomycetes; Pleosporales; Pleosporaceae
Source: RefSeq, a predicted model, not a curated record